AUGUACUCCCAAAGCGGAAAACAAGGCUGCUUUGUAUAUGUAUCCACGCAAAGCUACUUUGAAAUUUCUAAUUCUGAUUUUACAGACGGCACUGCUUCUGGCUCUGGUGGGGCUAUUUUUUCGAUUUCUAGCACAAUUAAUAUCAAGAACUGCCAGUUCAUGAAUAUUUAUGCCAAUUCAGAAGGUGCCAUUUUGGCGUACUCUGACUCUAUCCUUAACAUUCAAGGGUCAAACGUCUGAAACACUAGUUCUGACAUUUCAGGAGGCAUUGUAGGCGCCUCUCACUCCCCCCUUUAAAUUGGAACAAAAAAUUUUGUUCCAAUUUAAAGGGGGGUUAAGAAAAUUUGUUUUUAAAAAUAAAAACUCGAAUUAGAUUAAUAAAUUUGUUUAAUAAAAUGCUAUUUACUCUUUAUCCUUUAAAACAAAGCAAGAUAUGACUAAAUUUUUUAUUAUUAAUUAAUACGACACUAUUAAUUGGUAUCAAAACUAUUUGCACAAAAAUUAUUAUUUUUAUUUAUAAAAAAAAAAAAUUAGAAAAUUUAUCGAUCAAAGUGCUAAUUUUGUUUAAAUAAGAUGCUAUUUAUACUCCAUUCUUUAAAAUAAAGCAAGAAAUAAGUAAAUUUUUGAUUUUUCUAAAUAAUUCGCAUUGAAUUUAUAACAAAAUUAUUUAAAUAAAAAAUAUCAUUUUUAUCAAAAAUUAAUUGUUUUUUAAAAUUUAGCAAUUAAGGAUAAUAAAUUUAUUUAAAUAAAAUGUUCUUUAUACUCUAUUCUUUAAAUAAGAGCAAAAUAUAACUAAAUUUUUAUUUUAGUUAAGAAGAAACUUUUAACUUAUAUCAAAACUUUUUACAUAAAAAUUAUAUAAAAUUUUUUUAUUAUAACAUUAAAUUUUUUUUCCAAUUUAAAGGGGUUUAAAUUUACCAAAUACGUGGAAAUUUUACCUAUAUUUUGCUCCAAUUUAAAGGGGGGGAGUCAGAGCUCAAUUUUAAUCCAAAGUUCAAAUUUCGACAUGUUUUCUCAUUCAGGGAUGUAUGGAGAAAAACUGCACAGUCUGUCUAUUUAUGACUCUCGCUUUGAUGACGGCCUUGGAGUAUAUGGAGGGUCUAUUUACUGCUCAAUGUGCAGCCAAGUCACUAUCAAAAACAGUGAAUUUUCUAACUGUAAUGCUACUAUUGGUGGAGCUGUAUAUUUAAUUACACAGUCAGAUUUAUUAAUCUAA
This is a messenger RNA of Blepharisma stoltei, 1216 nucleotides long. The record is from the annotation of a GenBank genome assembly. Lineage: Eukaryota; Ciliophora; Heterotrichea; Heterotrichida; Blepharismidae.